AUGGAUCAAUAUAUGAUCGCCGAGACCGAGUCUGAUAGCCUGGACAACUACCCUGUCGUAUGGGAUCGUUCUCAGGGUCGAGACUCUGAGGGUCAGUCCAGACCACGGGCAGAUUUUAACACCGCUACCUUCCUGGAAUACAGCAAAUGUUUCAUCCGUGAUAAGAAGGAAUUCAGUAUGAGCACUAGCGUCUUGGAAGGUUGCACUGUACUAGCUAUUAUCAGCCGCAGGGCCGUGUACGUCGCGCACUAUUGGGAGUCUAUCGCCUUUGCUCCAGAUGAAGAGGAUUUGGAACGCUGGCAAACGGCCGAGAGGAUUUUCGAGCUGUUCGUAGAAAAGGGACUCAGACAAGGUAUAGGUAAAGGAGACAAACCUCAACAGCACUCCUUGGCAAGAAACGCGCAAUACAUAGAUGACGAGUACAUUCAAGCGUACCUGCUGGUUCCUUCGGAUACCUGGAAUGAAAUUCCUGGGGGCUAUCCGCAGCAAUGGGCCAAGCUAAAAAACAUUGUAGGCGAUAUCCUACCGAGGCUGAAGAUUAAAGACGGGGAACAGAAUGGUAGGUGGCACGAGAUCCAGUAUGAACGAGUAGGGACACGGACGGAUCUUCUCGACACGCAUCGGGGAAGAUGUCUGUUCAAGUUCGACCCGCAACAUCCUAACACGGAGAGGGACAAGAAAGUGAAGAAGGCUAUGUUUUGGGUCGAAGACAACCCUGUCGCACAUCACAGCGACGAAUGGGAUUGA
Molecule: messenger RNA, 747 nt
Organism: Didymosphaeria variabile
Lineage: Eukaryota; Fungi; Ascomycota; Dothideomycetes; Pleosporales; Didymosphaeriaceae
Exons: 1
Coding region: 1-747 (248 amino acids)
Source: RefSeq, a predicted model, not a curated record